Molecule: messenger RNA, 2733 nt
Organism: Ictalurus furcatus (blue catfish)
Lineage: Eukaryota; Metazoa; Chordata; Actinopteri; Siluriformes; Ictaluridae
Gene: asph
Product: aspartate beta-hydroxylase
Exons: 11
Coding region: 186-1598 (470 amino acids)
Biological process (GO): peptidyl-aspartic acid hydroxylation
Cellular component (GO): endoplasmic reticulum; membrane
Molecular function (GO): peptidyl-aspartic acid 3-dioxygenase activity
Source: RefSeq, a predicted model, not a curated record
UGAGUCACUCAAACACACUGGUCGGGUUGCUACGAGGCUCCAGCUUGUGCAGGAGGAGGGAUCGCUUUUGAUUUUACUGGGUUUCAUUAUUUAGAUCUCUACAAAACUUUGUCACGUUAAACUCAGAGUGAAUUUUAGAUUAAACACCGCGAAAAGAGACAAACGCCAAGAACCGAGAAGAGAAAAUGGCCGCGAAGAAAAGCCCCCGAGGACAAGGCAAGAAAGAUGCCAAGCCACACCUGAAUAAAAAUGGGAAAAGGGGCGGAGCUGCAGGCGGGUCUUCGUUCUUCACCUGGUUCAUGGUUUUGGCUCUUCUGGGCGUCUGGACCUCCGUCGCUGUCGUUUAUUUUGAUCUGGUGGAUUAUCAGGGAGUGAUCGCCAAGGCAAAGGACUUGCGGUAUAAUAUUUCAGAGAUUUUACAAGGUAAACUCUCGUCCUACGAUGCUGAUGGUGAUGGAGACUUCGAUGUGGAAGACGCUAAGGUCCUGCUGGGACUGAAGGAGAAGCCAGAUGUUACGGCCUCUGGACCGUCCGCUCCUGCUGAAGCCCCAGAGCCGGUGGAAGAGGAACAGAUCCACGCUGCUAAAGUUGAAGAAACAGCUGAGUUUCCUGCAGAGGCUCAGGCAGUGGAGGAGGAGCCUGAAGCUUUAGAGGAGGAGGAGCCUGAAACAGUGGAGGAGGAGCCUGAUGAUGUGGAAGAGGAGCCUGAGGAUGUGGAGGAGGAGCCUGAGGACGUGGAGGAGGAGCCUGAGGACGUGGAGGAGGAGCCUGAGGACGUGAAGGAGGAAGUAAAACCACUGAUGGAAGAAGAAGAGGUUCCUGAAGAAGAGCCUGAAGUGGUGGAGGAUGAGCCAGAAAUAGCAGAUGAUGUGUCUGUGGAAGAGGAGGCAGUGGAAGAAGCUGUGCUUGUUAAAGAGGCAGAGGAACCUGCCCCUGCUGAGGAAGCAGUUGAAGAGCCAGUUGAGGAACCUGCCCCUGCUGAGGAAGCAGUUGAAGAGCCAGUUGAGGAACCUGCCCCUGCUGAGGAAGCAGUUGAAGAGCCAGUUGAGGAAGCUGCCCCUGUUGGAGAGGCUGUAGAAGAGUUACUUUCUGUUGAGGAGACCAACGAGGGAGCAUCAGUUGACGAAGGAGUAGUUGAGGAAACUGUUCCUGUUGAAGAAGCAAGUACUGUAGAAGAGGCCCUUAAGGAGGUUGCAACUACAGUUGAGGAAGUAGAAGAAGCAGCAGCAGUUGAAGAAACAGCAGAAGAACCUGUCCCUGUUGAAGUUGUUGUAGAAGAGGCAUUGUCAGUUGAGGAAGUAGUGGAGGAGCAUUCACCAGUGAAAGAGGGGGUGGAGGAAGUAGCACCUGUUGAAGAAACAGUAGAAGAACCUGCCUCUUUUGAAGAGGAUGUAGAAGAGGCAGCUCCUACGGAGGAAGUGACGGAGGAGGCCUUAACAGAAGAGCCUGAGGGUGCAGAAGAAGAGCAGGAUGUGUUUGAAGCAGAAGACACGCUGGAAACAGAAGGAUCAGAGGAGGAACCUGAUGAACAGCCAGAAGAAGAUGCAGAGGACGUAGAAGAACAGGACGAGGACGAGGACGAGACGACGGAAACGUAAGUUUUGGCACCGUGUGUGGAGGCGGAGAGGAUCAUCCCACUACGACUGAGCAGCUGCAGCGGAGAACACCACCAGCAUCCUGAUCAACACCUUUAGGCUUUAUUUUAUUUUACCAGACGCUCAGAUGUUUGAACGAUCACACACCUGGUUUUCUCCUGUACUCGUUUGAGAAAUUUUUCCCCGUAAUUCCUCUUCCUGUUCCUUCUGACCUCGGCUCUGCUAUUCCCACUCUGAGCUUUUCCUUAUGUUUCUAUUAUACCUGAAAACGCCGUUGUUGAGAAUCAGAUGACUUCCUGUCUAUUGAAGCUGCUUUGUGGGUGUGAGAUCUUCACGUGUGUGUGUGUGUGUGUGUGUGGUGUGUUAAUGUGAAGGUAUGACACAAAGCUGCACUGACGUUUCUAAUGGCUUUCACUCCUCACUUCAGAACUUAGAGAAAGGCGCAAGUUUUUGUUUGCUGUGCGUGUGUGCGUGUGUGUGUGUGCGCGCGCAUGUGCCCUUUGAGCCGUGUUUAUUGCAGAGCGAUGAAUCUCUUUGUGACGGUUCAUUUUAAUUGUACACACAGAGGCUUUCAGUGUUUGCAGGAGUUGACGGUAACUCACGAGCUGUGUGACGGAUGCAGUUGCAGCCUGAUCUAGUACCUUUUUUGUCUCGUUCUUUCAUCAUUAUCAUUAUUUUGGAUUUGGACUCAAACUACACGGUUCCGUUUCAGCGACACUGUUAACCUGAAAGUGGGUGUGUGCCAAUACUUAUAAUCACAUCACCAUAAGCACCUAGAUUUACUGAGUCAUGGUUUAUGAUCAUUGUGACGCUGGGGGAGAAUGACUGUGUUCCACUUUCACCAGCAUGUUUAAUAUUUUUUACUCUCAGUGGAACUGAACCAUGACGAAAUGACCACACGCUGUUUUAAAUGUUGUGUUUUGAAUGUCAGAUACAGCGGUGUGCUGGAGAUUAUUGACCGCGUUCACACACACUGUUCAGCGCAGGUUUCCCAGCCGCUGUACAGAGACAGAACUCUCCUGAUUAAUCACGUCACAGCUCACACAGCAGGGUUUUAUUCCUGUGAUUUCAGUCCUUACACUUCUGUUGAUGUGAUGCUGAUUUCUCACACACACACACACACACACACACACACACA